AUGACACUCACAUACCCUCAUAGAUUCGCGUUCACCCUCUCAGAAGAUUUCAAAAGACAAACGGUGCUUCGCCCUGCCCCUCUCCUGAGACAAGGUCUUUACGAAGCUGCAUUCUGGAUCGCAAGUAACUGCAUGCCCUCUCCUGAGAAAAGGUCCUUCGAUCACCUUUACGAAAGCUCGGGGUACUAUGCAUCUCUUGCGGCCACAGUAAACAACGACGAGCAAGGGCGUAUACAUACAGGGCUGGGUAGACUCAAUAUGGCCCUAUUUCAAGAGCCAAGGGAUCUGCUCGCUGCGGGGCUGAGACAUCAGUAUAACAAGGCGCAAACCUUUGAAAGCGGGGUCGUAGAUGACACUACAAAGGCUCUAGCCUCUAGUACAAACACUUGGUUUCAAAGUUAUACAUUAUUAGUGUUUGAAAGUCCGGUUCGGUCCGGUUUUUUGAUGCCCAGGGGCGUUAACCGUAACCGUAACCGGUCUGCCUUUUCCCCAGAAGUCAAAAGACCAGACUGGACCGCAAAAAGACCGCAGACCGCGCUUCAAAACGAGCCCAAGAACGUUAAAUUCCGUUAG
Molecule: messenger RNA, 573 nt
Organism: Laccaria bicolor S238N-H82
Lineage: Eukaryota; Fungi; Basidiomycota; Agaricomycetes; Agaricales; Hydnangiaceae
Exons: 5
Coding region: 1-573 (190 amino acids)
Source: RefSeq, a predicted model, not a curated record